Molecule: messenger RNA, 2150 nt
Organism: Talaromyces proteolyticus
Lineage: Eukaryota; Fungi; Ascomycota; Eurotiomycetes; Eurotiales; Trichocomaceae
Product: tripeptidyl peptidase A
Exons: 4
Coding region: 143-1960 (605 amino acids)
Biological process (GO): proteolysis
Molecular function (GO): tripeptidyl-peptidase activity; serine-type endopeptidase activity
Source: RefSeq, a predicted model, not a curated record
CAGUGCAACGCUAGCCCCGCCGUUAUCACGCCAAUAAGCCGCCAGUCGCCUCUCCUGAGUAUGAUAAAUAACACAGCUGGCCGCCCGAUACCAUCAUCCUCAUCUCGACUCCCACCAGUUCCGCAGCUCUGUGCAUCCCAUCAUGGCUAGCAAUUUCCUCCUUGGUGCCGCUCUGCUGGCCCAAUUGGCCGCGCCCGUUCUUGGUGCCGCUGCGCUCGAGACCCACGAGUCGCUGCCGUCGCUGCCCUCUGGAUGGGCUCACGCUGGCAAGGCUGAUGCCAACACCCCCAUUCAACUGUCCAUCGCCUUGACCCUGCAGAACAUCGACCAGCUCGAGAACAAGCUCAAGUCGAUCUCUACCCCCGGUGGCUCCAGCUACGGUCAGUACCUGGACGCUGCCGACAUUGAGUCGCAGUUCGGCCCGGCCGACUCGUCUGCUGAUGUCGUCAUCAGCUGGCUGAAGGAAGCUGGCAUUGAGUCGAUUCACAAUGCCGGCCAGUCCAUCAACUUCGCAACCACCGUCAGCAAGGCCAACAGCUUGCUCGGCGCCAACUUCAACUAUUUCUCCGACGGCGGAGUGUCUAAGCUGCGCACCCUGAGCUACUCCAUCCCCGGUGACUUGAAGUCCGACAUUGAUCUGAUCUCGCCUACCACCUACUUCGGCAAGACCAGCGCCCAGCGCUCCAUCAAGACCUACAAGAGCAAGCGGUCUCCCUCAUCCACAACCUCGUCUGGCUCGUCGUCUGUCUCGGUCGCUGCAUCUUGCCAGACCUCCAUCACCCCAUCUUGCCUCAAGGAAUUGUACAAUGUCGGCAACUACACUCCCAGCGUCAAGAGCGGUAGCCGUGUCGGUUUCGGAAGCUUCUUGAACGAGUCUGCCCUGUACUCCGAUCUCGCCAUCUACGAGAAGUUCUAUGGCAUUCCCUCCCAGAACUGGACCAAGGUCAUCAUCGCCAACGCCACCGACAGCCAGGACCCGUCUACUGGAGGAUACGGCGAGUCGAACCUUGAUGUUCAGAACAUCAUUGGUAUCUCGCACCCUCUUCCUGUCACCGAGUUCUUGACCGGUGGAUCUCCCCCCUACAUUCCCAGUCUCGAUGACGUGACCGACACCAAUGAGCCGUACCUGCCUUACUACGAAUACCUGCUCUCUCAGAGCAACUCUGAGCUGCCUCAGGUCAUCUCCAACUCGUACGGUGACGACGAGCAGUCUGUGCCAUUUCAAUACGCCGUUCGCACUUGCAACCUGAUUGGUUUGAUGGGUCUCAGAGGCAUCACUGUUCUGGAAUCCAGCGGUGAUCUCGGUGUUGGCAGCGGCUGCUUGAGCAACGAUGGCCGCAACAAGACCCAAUUCGAGCCGAUCUUUCCCGCCACCUGCCCAUACGUCCUCUCCGUCGGUGGUACCGUGGCCGCUACUCCUGAGGAAGCCUGGAGCGCCAGCUCCGGUGGUUUCAGCAACUACUUCCCUCGUGCCUGGUACCAGGAGGAAGCCGUCGAGACUUAUCUCAAGCAACACAUCAACCCCGCCACCAAGAAAUACUACACCAAAUACACCAACUUCGCUGGCCGUGGUUUCCCCGAUAUCUCCGCCCACAGUCUCACCCCGGACUACGAAGUCAUCUACGUUGGCAAGCCCGCUCCCUCCGGUGGUACCUCUGCUGCCGCCCCCGUCUGGGCUGGCAUCAUCGCACUCCUCAACGACGCCCGCCUUGCUGCCGGCCAGCCCGCUCUGGGUUUCUUGAAUCCCUUCUUCUACGACUUGGGCUACAAGGGCCUGAACGAUAUCACCCUUGGCCAGGCUGUUGGUUGCAACGGUAUUGAUGGCCAGAGCGGUAAGCCUGUUCCCGGCGGUGGUAUUAUUCCGUGGGCUACUUGGAACGCGACCGAGGGCUGGGACCCCGUUACUGGUUUAGGUACACCUGAUUUCCAGAAAUUGAAGGAGAUUGUUCUUUCUCUGUAAUUACAUUGGAACAUAUAUAUUGAUGUACAUACAUUGAUUGUUACGCCUACUAUAUUGGCUUCUUAUAUAUCAGCAUUCCAUGUCUCGUGUUCUAAUAUUCGAGUGUCAAUUAUUAUUGCUGUAAAAGCCUGCACACAUCCCCGUACACGUAGCUACUACGAAUAUGUUUAAAUCCAUAUUUUUCUGAUCA